Suillus plorans is the source of this 908-nucleotide messenger RNA. RefSeq lists its product as uncharacterized. The record is from RefSeq and is a predicted model, not a curated record. Lineage: Eukaryota; Fungi; Basidiomycota; Agaricomycetes; Boletales; Suillaceae. The transcript is spliced from 4 exons. The coding region runs from base 113 to 625 and encodes 170 amino acids.
GACGAUCAAUAACUUACUGGAUGGCACCGAUUUGCUGCAGCGGCGCAACUGGAUUUGUACAGUGGUAAGAUGGUUCGGCAGGUUGUUGUCACGACCCUUUCGAGCACCUGCAAUGUUUGCAGUAGCGAUGUUUCCAAGUCACAUCUCCGCAAGUACGGAGUUUUUCCAAGUUCUGCCAACGACACCCGUGACUAGGACGUUCUCGACGAAGUUGCUAAACCUCUCACGCCACCUCUGUACUCUAAGACCCCGAGCUCCUGCGACCCCCGACCCUCGCCUCGAUGUCUCCUCUUUGCACCCGUCUCGUCCUAGCACCUGCUCCUGUUGGCUGAUCCCUGCACUGCGCUCCCUACUACAUCGUAUCUCUCGUGGAAUCUUAAUGGGCGUCCUUUUUAUUAUCCAGACUUUUUCCUUUACCCAGCCAGUUUCGACCGAUGCUGAUAUUUCACACCGAGUUUCUAAAUUCUACUGCUCCAAUUUCGGGUGUUCCAUUGGGCUCUCAGGUGGUCGCGAUAGGUCCGCCCUCGACCUCUCCAGUCAAUCACCAGCGAUAACUUCUGGUGCACGUGACAUUCGCAUCAUACUACUUGUGCUCGGAAACCGCUCCCAACAUACAUUAGUAUGAACAUUUUCUUACCUUCUACAUGGUGGCCACGGAGUCUGCUAACUGACGCAGAAAAUUAUGUCGUCGGCGCUAGACAGAAUAUGGGUAGAAAUUUCUCCCAAAGGCCAAGCGCCGCUAUGAACACAACUCUGCCGUCAGCUAGCCUGGGUUCGCCUACUAAUCGACCCCUAGUAACUGACAUUUACAUGUCCUGGAGCGGUCAACUAUAAAACCUCAUAGCACAACAGGAUGAUAUAUUUUUACUGAUUAUGCACGUUGCGAAUGCCAGCGUCAUGACUGAACC